ACAUUUAUAUUCGCAUACUUAGAUUGAGUAAUACACUAAAGUUAUCAUGUAAUAUUUAUUAUACGAGGAAUCUAUCUCUACAAUCGUAUAUUUUGUUGUAUUUGCAUACAAAUUCAAAGUGCUUUCGUUAUAGAACUAAAUGUAAAAUUCUAUUAUGACAUAAUAUCCGUGAUACCUACUAGUAUUUUUGUAAUCGAAAAUGAUUCGUAAACUUUUUCCAAAAGUGGUCAAAUAUGGGUUAGUCAGUGGUGUAGCAAUCGGUAGUGCUGCGUAUGCUUUGAAUUAUGAUUACAAUAGUAAUGUGUUGGUGAGGAUUUCAAGGACGUCAGUGACGGCUAUAGAUAUUGGCAAAACCUAUAAUGAUAUGUUGUAUAGCAAAGAAUGGGAUAAGGAAUCGAAGGAAUACAAUCAAAUUAAAAGUGCAGCCCACCUUAUAUGCGCGGAGAAAUUGUUGGAGCUCUGCAAAGCUAACAAAGGUGUUUAUAUUAAGGUUGGACAGCACGUUGGAGCAUUAGAAUACUUAUUACCCACUGAAUAUGUCACCACUAUGCGUGUUUUGCAUAAAGAUGCGCCGCAGAACACUGUAGAAGAACUUUAUAAAGUUAUUAAGGAAGACCUGAAGAAAGAUCCUGACACUUUGUUUGACGAAUUCGAUGAGAAACCACUAGGAACGGCCUCACUAGCUCAAGUACAUAAAGCCAAACUAAAAGAUGGAACACCAGUUGCUGUCAAAGUUCAGCACCAUUUUGUGAAAAAGCACAUUGAAAUAGACAUCAUAUGGAUGGAAUUUGUUUUGAGAAUGAUGAUGAAAGUAUUUCCAGAUUUUGAACUCACUUGGCUCAUAGAUGAAACAAAGAGGAAUAUUGCUAAAGAAUUGGACUUUUUACAAGAAGGCAGAAAUGCUGAAAAAGUUUCCAAAAUGUUCAGCCAUUACAAAUGGCUGAAGGUUCCUAAGAUAUAUUGGGAUUUCAGCACUUCAAGGGUUUUGGUUAUGGAUUAUGUGGAAGGGGGCUAUGUUAAUGAUCUAAAAUAUAUUGAUAGUCACAAGAUAGACCGCGCAGAUUUGUGCCGGAAACUGGGCGACCUGUACUCCCAUAUGAUCUUCAUCAGUGGGUUUGUGCACAGUGACCCGCAUCCUGGCAACAUUUUGCUCAGAAAAGAGCCUGGCGAGAAGGAAACUACCAUGUAUCUGCUGGAUCACGGUUUGUAUGCUAAUCUCACAGAUAAGUUCCGGUACCACUACUCGAAGCUGUGGCUGGCCAUAAUUGCGCGGGACCGCGAGGAAAUGCGGCUGCACUCCGAAGCCCUGGGGAUUCGGAGCCAGCUGUACGGGCUGUUCGCGUGCAUUGUCACCGGUCGCCCGUGGGAGUCCAUCAUGAAGGGCAUCGAUAAUACCAGGCCGUCUAGCAGUGAGAAAACAGUAUUCCAAAACGAGCUCCCAAACUUCGCGCACUACAUAACGCAAUGCUUGGAGCACGUCGACCGGCAGGCUCUGCUAGUACUAAAAACCAAUGACUUGAUCCGGAGCAUCGAGUAUGCAGUCGGUAUGGAGGAGCGGAUGUGCGGCUUCUUAGUUAUGACGAAAUGCUGUAUGGAGAGCGUCUACAAGGUCGAAUACGAGAACGCCAAUUCAGUGUUGAGAAGGCAGUACCUCAGCCUGAAAUUUAGAUGGUCCAUAUUGACUCUCUAUCUGUACUCCGUGUUUCUGUCUUUGAAAGAAAAGUUCACAUCACCCAGCCUGCGCGUUACAGUUCAUUCCACGGUCAACCAAACCUUAAUACACUAAACUGAGCGAAAACUGCAAAAUGCGCUAAGACAUCAACGCCAUCUCUUGCGAGUUAUCACUUUAUUUAUAUUCACUGUUACUCGUUAAGAUGUUUCUUAUGCUAGAGCUUAGUUAGACUAUAUUAUAGUAUAUAUAUGUGAAGUGAAAAGUCUGACCAUUCACCAAAUAGCCUCAUUUAUUCAGUUUUACAUUAUCAUUUUCUAUUGUAGCUUUAAAAACUAGCGUUAUUAAAUUAUUUCAUUAACUAUACUAAACUCUAGCAAUUAUGAGUAAAGUAAUGUUAUCGUGUUGUCUUUAUGAUAUUAACUAACAAUUUUUAAGCCUUAUUAUAUUGGGAUAAGGUUUACAAAUCGUCUGAUUAAUUUGUCUUCGACUGUACUGGGUCUGUACCUAGAAUUUACAGAAUCUACGAAAAAAACAGUAUAAUAAUCUCAUUUAUUAUUAUACUGGCAGUUAGCUAGUUUUUUUAUUAGAUUUCAUGCCGUUUUUGAGCACUUUUAUGAAAUAUUAGUGCAGACAAAACCAAUUCCUAGUCACGGGUAGUCCAUAUCAUACCUCAAAGGCUUAUAAUUAAGAUAAGAGUGUGUACUGCAAAAGUAUUUAUUUAAAGAAACGCUACCAAAGGGUUGAAAAAUGAAAACUGGUUUAAGAAGUCAAAACUAACCUAUUUCCAUAGAAAACAUACCGCACCUUCAUGUCACAAAAAAAAACCGAAAAAAAAUGUUUUUUUAUGGUAGCUCCUGUACAAAAAAAAUAUUUUUAAUUUUUUUUUCAUUUAAUCCUGUGAUGUGGGGUGUCGUUGGAUAGAUCUUUCAAAAUGAAUAGGUGUCACCAUCAACAAGUUUUUGAUUAAGUGAAUAUUUUCGGAAAUAUUCGCAUCGAAAGAAAAAUAAUUAUGAUAUCUUCGAGAAACAGUUUUUAUUGUUAAGAUAAUGUAUUUUAAAAUAAUUCAGCAUUUAUUACUUAUAUUUUUAAUCGAAUUUAUUAAAAAGACAAUAAUUUCAAUAAAAUGAGCCAUAAUUUCGUAUAAAUCUGUCUUAAUUUCGUACUCGUAACACCCGAAACGAACCAUGAGUAACACCCGAAACAGGUAAUUUAUUUUAUUAAAAUUAAAUAAGAAGUGAUACUAAGUGUUACUUCAGUGUUUCAGUAGACUAUACUAACUAUUAUUACUUGACAUAAAUAAAACUGGAGCUUACUUGAUAAAAUUCGCUUAAUUAUGCAUUUUGGUACUGAUGGUCAGAAGGUAUAGGCCAAUUCGCGUAACGCCCGAAACAGCUACUUUUUAGUGAUUCUCUCGUUAUUUCUCUUAUACUUUAAUAAUGUGCGUACAGGAAAGGAAAAUAUUAUCAAAGUAGUAGAUGAAUCAAUAGUUAUAACCUCCUAGUUCCUGUUACAAUAUCGAAUAAAACCUUAUUUUAUGAGUUCAAGUGUAACACCCGAAACGGUGGAAUGACCCUUCUAUGUAUAUUUUGAUAAUUGUAAGUAUAAAAUCACUAUGCGCUCAAAUCUACAAGUUAAUUUUAUAUUGUAACAUGUUUUAGAGACCGUUUUCAUGAAGUCCAAUGUUAAGUUAUUUAAAUAAAUUAUUUUAUUAAAAAAACUUUGUUUU
Cydia fagiglandana is the source of this 3398-nucleotide messenger RNA. It is a transcript of the gene Adck1, whose product is annotated as aarF domain-containing kinase 1. Gene Ontology annotation, molecular function: protein kinase activity; ATP binding. Bases 200 to 1786 code for a protein of 528 amino acids. Gene Ontology annotation, biological process: protein phosphorylation. Lineage: Eukaryota; Metazoa; Arthropoda; Insecta; Lepidoptera; Tortricidae. The transcript is spliced from 6 exons. The record is from RefSeq and is a predicted model, not a curated record.